Rhodamnia argentea is the source of this 1157-nucleotide messenger RNA. RefSeq names its product probable ribosomal protein S11, mitochondrial. The record is from RefSeq and is a predicted model, not a curated record. The transcript is spliced from 2 exons. NCBI's taxonomy places the organism in Eukaryota, Viridiplantae, Streptophyta, Magnoliopsida, Myrtales, Myrtaceae. Gene Ontology annotation, molecular function: mRNA 5'-UTR binding; structural constituent of ribosome; small ribosomal subunit rRNA binding. Gene Ontology annotation, biological process: translation; ribosomal small subunit assembly; maturation of SSU-rRNA from tricistronic rRNA transcript (SSU-rRNA, 5.8S rRNA, LSU-rRNA). Gene Ontology annotation, cellular component: mitochondrial small ribosomal subunit; ribosome. Bases 50 to 847 code for a protein of 265 amino acids.
UUGCCGAGCAAUUUUGGGUGAGAAAUCAAACCCUAGAGAGAAGCUAGAAAUGAGUUCGCUCUCUACCAUGAAUAUCCAUGCUCGCUCCUUACUCUCCAAAAUCUUCGAUUCGAAACAGAGACUUGCAUUUUCUUCGUCUUCUCUUCUUCAACGUCACCAUGGUCUCAUUUCAAGAUCGCAGUCCUCAGGAUCUACUGGGCCAGGAGAAGUCAUAUCUCCCCGUGUGAAUGAUGUUUCAACGAUAAAAAUGCAUGGAAAUGUAUAUGGAGCUUCCACAGUUGAUGAUGUUAAUACUUUAGGGGCGCGUGUGGUCAACCCUUCCAAUUUGACCCGGACGAGAUUCAUCGACUCUUCAACUCAAAAGGAUGUUGAGAUUGGCACUGGCUCCAGGUUCAUGGAUCAUGUUAGGGGAAUCCUAGAGGAAGAAGGGAAAGCCCUUGGUGGUUUUCAAUAUUCUCGCUACAACCUGGAGCAAGAUGUCGAUUUUGUCCAUAUAAAGCUUAUGCGCAACAAUACGUUUGUUACCGUGACUGAUUCCAAAGGUAGAAAGAAGAUUGGCGCAUCGGCUGGGUGUUUGCCGGAAAUGAAGGGAGGCCCGAAGCUAUCUAGAUAUGCUGCUGAGGCGACUGCUGAACACGUGGGGCGACUGUCUAGGAGUUUGGGUUUGAAGUCUGUUGUGAUGAAAGUGAAAGGUUUUACCUUUUUCAAGAAGAAACGACAAGCAAUCAUGAGCUGGAGAGAGGGAUUUACGAAUGCUCGAGGGGACCAGAACCCGAUCGUGUACAUUGAGGACACAACUCGGCGCCCCCAUAAUGGUUGCCGACUUCCGAAGAGGCGUCGUGUAUAAGCUGUACUCGUAAUGCUGUUAAAGAGUGUUGGAUCCUCUAAUUUGUCAAAGAGGAACUGUUCACUUUGGCCUUGUAAUGGGGGCUUAGUAGUGUCCAUUUUGGAAAAUAAAGUAUCUCAGGAGGAUCUCGAGCUGUUGCUUUACGGAUUUCAAAGUAAUGGUUGAUUACAAUGACAUCAAUUUUCUGUGCGUUGUUAUGAUAAUCUUGAGGGUUCUAUGGUGUAGCUUGCCGAUCACUAGUGUCUUGUGGGCAUACGGCAUUCCUUUGUAUUUACAGGUUACGUUAGAAUUAUAAGCUGCUUUUGUCAUC